Molecule: messenger RNA, 1161 nt
Organism: Plasmodium falciparum 3D7
Lineage: Eukaryota; Apicomplexa; Aconoidasida; Haemosporida; Plasmodiidae
Gene: NUDC
Product: nuclear distribution gene C family protein
Cellular component (GO): cytoplasm
Source: RefSeq, a predicted model, not a curated record
AUGGAUAAGGAUAUAGUUGUGAAUGAAAAGUUUGAUUUUCUUAUGUUAAAUAUUGCUAAAGAAUGUGGAGAUAUUAAUAAUUUGAUGGAACAUUUUUUUUCCUUUUUAUUGAGGAAAACUGAUUUCAUAACAAAUUCUCAUAAUGUGGAUGAAUGUGAAAAUGUUAUACUAAAAACAUUGAGAAAAUAUUAUAAGAAAAAAGAUGAAUAUUUAAUGAAAUUAAAAAACGAAUAUAAGAAAAUGGACGAAGAAAAAAAGAAGCAAUAUGAAAAAAAAAAAAAACAAGAAGAAAAUGAACAAAAUAAUAAAAUGCAACAAAUAAAUAUAGAUAAUAAUAAAAAAGAUAAAUAUACGAAAACUAUAGAAGCGAAUACAUCAAAUAGAAAUUCAUAUGAUCAAGUAAAUAACGUAAAUAAAACUAUAAAUAAUAAUAAGAAUAAUCAACGUGUAAUCGAUCUUGAUGAUGAAAAUUAUAUGAAUGACAAUGUGAUGGAAAUGGUCAAUCAAAAUAAAAAUAAUUUAAAUGAUUCAUUAAAUCAUAUGCACCAAAAUAAACAUUUACACGAUGAAAAAAAUGAUCAAGAUAAUGAAGAUGAUGACGAUGAUGGAGAACCACCUAAAGGGAAUGGAGGGAAAACAGAUAAAUAUGUAUGGACACAAAGUAUAAAUACUUUAGAUAUGUAUAUAGAUACGAAAGAUAAUAUAAAAACUAAAGAUAUUAAAAUUGAUAUAACUUAUAAAAAAUUAUAUGUCAAAGUAAAAAAUCAAGUACUUAUCGAUGGAGAAUUUUUUAAACAAAUAAAACCAGAAGAAUCCAUAUGGACAUUAGAAGAUAAUAAAAUUAUACACAUAUUUAUUGAAAAAUUAAAUGGUAUGGAAUGGUGGAAUACUGUUAUUAAAGGAGAUGCUGAAAUCGAUGUAAAAAAAAUCGUUCCAGAAAAUUCUAGAAUGGAAGACCUAGAUGCAGAAACAAGAUCUGUUGUGGAAAAAAUGAUUUAUGAUCAAAAACAAAAAGCAAUGAAUUUACCAACCUCAGAUGAACAAAAAAAAUAUGAAAUCUUUGAAAAAUUCAAACAAAUGCAUCCAGAAAUGGAUUUUUCAAAAGCUAAUAUUAACUACGGAAAUUCAUCUUCAUCAAAUAAUAUGUUCUUCGGAAGAUAG